UUGACGUGAACGCGCUGGUUAUCGUGAGUCCAUCAGAAGUCUCGUCGCCUACACUCUUGUUGACAUUCUCAUACUCAGGAUUGUUUGCAGCUCAGCCUCCCACUUCUAACCUCAUGAUUCAGAUAUCUGCGAGCCCAAACACACGUCCUAAUGUAGAUCCCAGAAACUUGCAAAUUGCCAGGAUUCUAAAACAAGUGCAAGCAAAGUUUUACAUAACUUGUGCUGUUCCUCAAACUGUUUUGGUUUUUUUUCCCUUCAUUUUCCUGAAAAACAGAUCCUGGUUCUGAUUACAUUAUUUAGCUGGACAGUGACAGCACUUUUGUUGUUUUAACUGAUAUUCUGCUCAACAUUUAUUUGAAAUGAACUAUAUUGUGGCGUGUGCCACAGACCUUGUGCCGUGGGUCUAGGACUGGAUAACGAGGAGCAUGGCAAGGAUUUUCAGUCAUGAGCCAGAAGGCUAGCCAGGAGCCUCGGACAGCAGUUGAGCAGGAGCCCAGAGGCAAGGCUAAGGUGGGUGAAGGAGCCAAGAAGAAGCCCAAGAGCGCUGCUGUUAAGGCUAAACCUGGAGUCACACCCCGGCCUUCUACGGUGGCCACCACGUACCUCACACAGGUGCUGGAGAAGGGAAAGUUCCAGAAAGUGGGAAAUACGUUGUCGGUUUCUGCGGGAGACACGCUACAAUUGAGGUGCAAGGGUAAUCCUGUUGAGUGGGGUGUCCCCACUUACUUGCAGGAGGAUAAUGAGGGACGUCUCAGGAUGGUCCAGCACAAACAGUAUGGCAUGCUGAUUUUAGCCAAUUCGACAGGAGCUGACACGGGAGAGUACACCUGCUACCCCAUGCACUGUGAAGACACAGACUGCAGGAAAGAGUACGAGAAAGCUGUCAAAGUCUUCAUCUUCUUUCCUGACCCGCAGGAGCUGUUUGUGCCCUCAUCCAACUACUACGAGGUGAUCCAGCUGCGAACAAACCACCCCGCAGUGCUUCCGUGCCAAGUGACCUCGCCGUCAGCUAAGGUCACGCUGCACCAUGAGUACCCCCCUGCCGAGGUGAAGGUGGACGGGUCAGAGAUCUCCUUCAGCGUUACGCGCGGCUUCACCAUUCACAGACCUAGGCCGCACCUUGCUGGUUCGCUGUACUGCGUGGCCAGUCUGGGGGGUCUCCGCCAGAGCUCCACCAAGUACAUGCUUGUCUAUGUCCACUACCCAGCCGCUCCCCCAUCCCCCGUGAUUCAGGCAUCGUCGGACACGGUAGCCCUGGGUCAGAACCUGCAGAUCACCUGCAUGGUGGUGGGAGAAGAGAACGUGCUGGUGGACUUCACGUGGGACUACCCUGGACAGAAGAUCGGCCGUCCGCUUUACACCCAGGACAGCGUGGAGACGGUGCAGGUGGACGGCCAGGGGCGGCAGCAGCGCUCCGAGUCCGUCCUGAUGGUGGAGGAGGUCAGAGAGGUGGACCAGGGUACCUACACCUGCACCGCCCAGAACCUGGAGGGCUCUCGUUCUGCCUCCACCACCGUCAGCAUUCCGGGAGGCAGCAGCACUGCCAAACUGAAGCAGCCUCGAGAGAGGGGACGACUCCGUGGGAGACUCGUCUGAAAGGGCAGCGGACAUGCAUGUGGGCUCUACCUGGUGCUCUGUACAGUUUAUUAAAGAGCUGAGUUGGAAAGUGUUAGCUUAUGAUGGUUCCCAUUUACUGGCAUUGCAUAUCACAGAACCUUUAAAUGAGCCCAGUGAAGAUGACACGUGUGUACCUGAAGUGGUUUUGAUGCAUUAAAGUGCAUCAACUAACUAAUUAUUAUUCUUACAUAUUUAAACGCUUUAGCAGAGUUUGCUGUGAAGGCUGUUUUGCAUGAGAGGCCAAACAGUGACUGAAAACCUACAGUGUUUUAAACGUUCAAAGGAGACACGGGUCUUAAGGUGUAUAAACAGGCAUUGUGUAACGUUCCUGCUAAUGAUAUAGGUUUGCUUCACAUGAAGUAAGAAGCAGUAAUCUAAUCAGUAAUACACUUCCAGUAGUGAGACCAAUUUUAUAUUCUAUUUCUAUACGUUAAAUAUUCAAAACAUGCUAAUAAAAAUGUUGCAUAUUUUA
Electrophorus electricus (electric eel) is the source of this 2089-nucleotide messenger RNA. RefSeq names its product platelet-derived growth factor receptor-like protein. The record is from RefSeq and is a predicted model, not a curated record. NCBI's taxonomy places the organism in Eukaryota, Metazoa, Chordata, Actinopteri, Gymnotiformes, Gymnotidae.